CAGUAAGCAGUAACGGCUGCGGCUGCCAUGAGGUCAGUUCACGGCUGCGGCAGCCGAGUAGCUUGCGUCGCUGGGACGGCGCGGCGGCGAGUUGGUGAGUGAGAGACGCAGACGUUGCCCCGCCAUGUGGCUGUGGUACAGUCUGGUGCUGCUCGCGGUGGCUGCCGCGUUGUUGCUCCUCUACCUGUACUCCGUCAACCAGCACUGGAGGAAACUGGGGAUCGCGCACCCCAGGCCGCAGCUCUUCUUUGGAAACACCCGCCGCCUGUUCCUCCUCAAGGAAUGCCUCCCAGAGGCGCUGGACCGUGUCUACCACCAGCUGGAGGGACUGCCGUUCGGAGGCUUCUACCUCAUGACGAGGCCGUGUCUUCUUCUGAGGGACGUCAACCUCAUCAACAGAAUCUUUGUCGGAGACUUUGGACAUUUUCACGACAGGAUGAACUUCCCGCAGUACAAAAAGGACCCGAUGAUGCAACACUUGUGCACCAUGGGCGGCUCCAUGUGGAAGGAGAUGCGUCUCCGCAUGUCGCAGGUGUUUUCGGUGGGCCACACGCGCCGCGUCUUCUUCGUGGUGCAGGAGUGCUGCUCGCACCUCCUGAAGUCCGUGGAGGCGGCCAUCCGGCGCCAGCCCGGCUGCGAAGUGGAGCUCAAGGAUCUGGUCUCCUCGUUCACCACUGACGUCAUCGGAGUGUACGCCUUCGGGAUCGAGUGUGGCGCAAUUGAUGACGCCAACUCGCAGUUCCGUCGCAUCAGCAGCAUGGUGUUUGACACUUCGGCCACCAAUGCAUUUCGGCAGAUUCUCUUGCUGAUUUUGCCAGCACUGGCCGCUCUCCCCGGGAUGAGCUUCUUUUCUACGGCCGUGACGGAGUUCUUCGACAGAAUCUCAGCGGAAACUGUGCAGUACAGGGUGAAGAAUAAAGUCCUCCGCGAUGACCUAGUUCACCUGAUGAUGACGCUGAAACAGAAAGGGCUCCUGGUCACGGAGGAAGGAGAGUCUUUAGAAAUCAGCGACAAGUUUAUGGCAGCGCAGCUGCACAUAGUGUUCGCACUCGGCUUCGAGAUGACUUCCACGGCGAUGAGCUUCUGCCUGCACGAGCUGGCCAUGAACCCAGGAGUGCAGACCAAGGCGCGAGUCGAGGUAGACGCAGUACUCAGCCGACACGGUGGCGAAAUCACGUACGAAGCACUCCAGGAGAUGCGGUACCUGGACAUGGUGGUUGCUGAGACUCUGCGCCUGUACCCGCCACUGGGCUUCCUAAUGCGGCAGUGUACUGUGCCGUACCAGGUGCCGGGCAGCGACCUGCGCCUGCGAGUGGGGGACGUUGUGUACGUGCCGCUGCUAUCGCUGCACCGCGACCCGCGCCUCUUCCCUGAGCCGCUGCGCUUCAACCCGGAGCGCUUCAGCGGCGGCCACGCCCGCCCAGCCUACCUGCCGUUUGGCGCCGGACCAAGAACCUGUCUCGGUCAGACGUUCUCUCUGGUCGAGGUAAAAGCUGGGCUGGCGGCUCUGCUGUCGCGCUUCGAGUUCUGGCGGUGCGCGCGCUCAGCUGGCAGUCCAAUCCCGUUGGAGCCUCGCAAGGUCAUCCUGGCGGCAGCCAAUGGGCUGUAUGUCCGAGUCACACCUAGAGCGUGGCUGCCUGUCAACUGAGCGCCUGAAGAUACGCAACAGUUCAGAAACGCUGCGCUGCUAUUUCGGGCAUCUCUGUUACGUCUGUCCUAGUAGUCAGUGGCAGCUGACACAUUUGUACCGUAACCUGGCUGUUACUGGCGCUUACAUAAUAAACUGAAGAUGUGUUAUAGCAGAGGUAUAAGCUGUUAUGGCAUAUCUGUCCCCCUAGAGUAAUUUGAGAUUGUGCUAGCAUCACAGAGGGUGAAACUUACAUAUGUAGGUCCAUGAAGUGAGCGUCUCACAACGACAAAGCUGGAGAAAUGCGUAUGUCAAAAAAAUACAACAGCUGUUGCCACUCAGUGCUGUACUCUUUCUUGGUAAGUCCUUGCUAAUUCAACCUCACACUGGUUAUACACAUCAUGUUCCUGACACAGACAGCUCUACACGCAGCUGCCGAAGAUGCUCUGGGGUAUGCAGCUGCUAUAAUGCAAGCGAUAAGUCGGCUCCUACUCUUGCAGUGGCCCAGACCCAGCUGAGUGGCAUGAGAUAAUUCCUCUUCACUCACCCUCAGUUAUGCAACUGAAGGUAAGUGUCUGUGCAGAAACUUUAAGUCUGGUGUUGUGAUAAAUCAUCUGGAAACACCGCCCCACAGCAGCUGCACGGGCUGGACAUUGUGAAACAUCUUGAGUACAUUUGGCUGUCAAACGAAGAGAUGCAGACUUUCCGGACUUCAGAAAUGGUGAACUGAUGUUCUGUUCCUGGUCUCCUGACAACAAUGCAGCCGGCGUAAAGCUCAUUUUAUGGAGUGUCUACAGACCUGUCUCCUAGACUCACAUGAAAUGGGCCGCCUCGUCAUAAAUGAACACUGUAGUGCAGGUAUCUAUUAUAGAUCAGUCCUGAUAUUCUUGUCUUAUGCAAAUAUAACUGAAUGGGGAUCCUCUGUUAAAGAUUUUAUCUUUCGUUUAUGCAUUUAGGAGGAUCUGACGGUAGCACAAGGGUCUUGCUUGUUUCAGUUAUGCGAAUUCUGUCCACUGAUAUGUUCGUUAUACUUCAGUUCAAAAGUGGCUUAAUUAUAUAUGGAUAUAGUAUACGUGCAGUCAUAUUAGAAAGUUGUAUCCUGACACAAUAAAUCUGCCGCAAUACAGCUGAAAGAGUAGACGAAAUAGUCAAAUGGAUAAGAGAUAAUUAUAUUUUAAAUUUGUGAGACAUUAUUUCGUUCAAAGAGCAUUUUUAAAUACAAUUUACUCUUCUAAUAGUUGUAAUUUUCCAAGUUGUAAAUAAGAAAUUACAUUAUUUGUAUGCUGUGUUUUAUACUGAUUAUAUGUAACCAUGGUUUUACAAUU
Molecule: messenger RNA, 2952 nt
Organism: Schistocerca serialis cubense
Lineage: Eukaryota; Metazoa; Arthropoda; Insecta; Orthoptera; Acrididae
Product: probable cytochrome P450 6a13
Exons: 6
Coding region: 125-1648 (507 amino acids)
Molecular function (GO): oxidoreductase activity, acting on paired donors, with incorporation or reduction of molecular oxygen; monooxygenase activity; iron ion binding
Source: RefSeq, a predicted model, not a curated record